AUGUGGCCCCCGCGUGGGGGCAGCCAUUCGGGCACCUCGUCUGGGAGCGACCUCCUCGAUCGAGGUGCCCUUCGCGCCCGGUGCGCGGGGGGCGCGGCGGCCCUUUCCGGCGAGCUCGCCAUCUACCUCUUCGACGCCUCGACGUCCAGCAGCGCUUCUUCGGCUACGGGCCCAUCCUCUGUUUGGUCUGAUCCUCCACUUCCUGGAGUUGAUGUAUUUUCUGGCGCCGUCGAGAUUGCCGCUGGCGCCGGCUCCGACGCCCUGGAGGUGGGGGAUCUUUUCGUCGAGGGGCGCGACCGCUGCGCUGGCGCCGAGCGCGGCGAUCUCCUCGCUCGCGGCCGCUUGCGGGCUCGCCUUCGAGGACCUUGA
Molecule: messenger RNA, 369 nt
Organism: Prorocentrum cordatum
Lineage: Eukaryota; Dinophyceae; Prorocentrales; Prorocentraceae
Source: the annotation of a GenBank genome assembly